AUGGCCCAGCAGAAGCAGAAGCCCGCCCUCGAGGGCGUCCACAUCCACUACGCAGACGACGCCCGCAAGAUCUUCCACGCCGUGAUGCAGAACAAGCUGCAGUCCGUCACAAAGCACCUCAACGCGGAGGAGUGCGCGGCCCCCAAGGAAGGCGACGUCUAUGUCUGGGUACCCCAGAGCCUCGCCGGCGAUGCAUACAGCCCUCACAUGGAGUGCUUCACCGAAGGCGAGUCCUGGACAGCCUCGCGUCACUCCCCGGACAAGACGAAGGGACGGGGAGGUACCGCACAGAGAACCGAGUUCUUAGGAGACCGUAUCGUCAGCCAGGGCAAACGCGACCACUUCAUCAAGCAGACCUACUCUGUCUACUACAACCAUUCCGCCAACGCGCAACCGUCGCCGGAUGGGGGAGACGCGUACUUCACAAACCUGACCGAUGGCCAGCUGGAAAAGAUCGACGACAUCGAAGACCUCCGCGAGCUUACAGCCCCAGGGGUUAUAUUCAGAGAAGAAGUAUCCAUGCAGGCCCCGAAGAGAUUGCGAAGCCCUGCGCUAGCUUUCUGGAAAGCGAUGACAUUCUCCUCAAGACCGCCCCCGGCGCUGUCGAGUGGUAGUAGUGGGCACAGUGCGCACCACGGCUUCCCCGGCCCGUAUUACGGAGACGAAGAAACGGCAAAGCUGUGCGGACGGUUCGUGCCGCGUUCAUUUGCGCGCCCCGACCUUCCGCCGUUGUUCACCGCCAACCCGCCAGCGCUGUCGCCGCCCCUCGCGCUGUUCAUUGCAUACGCCCUUCGUCGAACUCGACUCCACACUUUCACACUUCCGUCACCCUUCGCCGCCCUCUACCUGCUCACUGGUUACAUGACUUCAAAGCGCGCUUCAUUCCUGAGCUCACCGAUGGAUUGCAGCUUGCUUCUCGACCCGGGCCCGAUUCGAGCGUGCACGCAUACGAUAAUCCGCGACGAGACAUGUUAUAAUGCAGCCCGCGGCGGGAAGAUACGCAAGUGGGAGGGACCGCUGGGCCAGUGCAACUGUGUACCACGCACGCUUGCAGCACCAGCAUUGUGA
Rhodofomes roseus is the source of this 1068-nucleotide messenger RNA. RefSeq lists its product as uncharacterized. Lineage: Eukaryota; Fungi; Basidiomycota; Agaricomycetes; Polyporales; Fomitopsidaceae. The coding region runs from base 1 to 1068 and encodes 355 amino acids. The record is from RefSeq and is a predicted model, not a curated record. The transcript is spliced from 7 exons.